AUGAUUAACCGAUAUUCAGAUGGUAGUUCAUUUGAAUACAUACCCAGGCAGGAGACAGACAUCCAUCCUACAUACACGCUGGUGCAUGCCGGCUAUCUAUCCCCUACUCCAACAGAGCCCCAAAUUGUGAUCUCCCUGAAAUCGCUCGAACUGUUAUACUCUCUUUUCCGAGCAGCACCCGCUUUCAGUAUUCAACAUUUUACCCAGGUGGUUUCUGACAUACACAAGAUGGUAUAUCAGCCCUACUUAAGAACCCAAAUCUCACUUGCUUUCGAUAUCUUCUAUCAGAUAUUCUUCCACCUGGAUAAACUUGUCAAACAAGGUCAGGUGGGGCCCAAUUAUCAUCUCAAAAAUUCCUGCCCUGCUUGUCACUGUAAGGUUGAAGAUGAGCCUGAAUGCCCCAUUCAGCUCAUUGUCACAGCUGAUGGGAAUACCUCCCUCUCAAGGCUGCACCAUAAUUUUGCCACCGACGCCCGAGUCUUUCCCAGUGACUACUUCAUUCCCCGAGAACAGGUCAAUAAUUUUGCUGACACUCGAAAACAUUCACAACGUGUUCACUCAGUAAUAUGUGCGACUUGUGAGAUGGAUGGCCCAGAGUCGUUAUUUAUAUCUGACAGCUGCCUAGCAUGGAAGAAUGCUUGGCCAAUGCCCUUGAAGUCGAAGUCGGGUGCCAUGCAACUCAUGGAUGAGACAGGACUUUUCUCUGUCAUUUGCCGAUAUGGUAUCGUCCAAUUCCUUAUCGACAUGGUCCAGAGUGGGGAGUUAGCCAAAUAUCCAAUCGCUGCCACUGAUCAACUCAUAUGGACAUUUGGCCACAACAUUCUAUUACAAUAUUGGCUGCACAUUUUCAGCUACCCUUUCCAAGUCUUCCAUUGGUGA
Messenger RNA from Cantharellus anzutake, 879 nucleotides. RefSeq lists its product as uncharacterized. The transcript is spliced from 5 exons. The record is from RefSeq and is a predicted model, not a curated record. NCBI's taxonomy places the organism in Eukaryota, Fungi, Basidiomycota, Agaricomycetes, Cantharellales, Hydnaceae. Bases 1 to 879 code for a protein of 292 amino acids.